CGCCACUGCCCGCUUGCUUGCCUGCUGAAGGCUGUUCGUUGGUUUUGACCGGCUAGCGGGCACCAAGAAGCUGGAUCCCGAUAUCUUAGAGACCGCCGCGGAAACUGAGGAGUGAGUCGGAACGCGGUGGGCCCACUACAGGACUUGGGGCUCCAGAGGCAGGGACAUGAAGUUAUCUUUUAGCGAGGGUGUUUUGGAACUGAAAUAUUUAGAAUUGAAUAUAUCUGCUUCUGUCAAGGACUGUGCCCAAGGACUGUGCCCAAGGACUGUGACAUGUGGACUCCUCUUCCUCAGCAGUGACAGGCUGUGACCAAAGCGAAGAUUAUUUCUCUUUAUUCAGAAGCAUAGAUUUGUUUGCUGAUUGCAAGAAGAUGUUUCUUUGGCUCUUUCUGAUUGUGUCAGCCCUGAUUUCUUCAACAAAUACUGAUUCUGACAUAUCAGUGGAAAUUUGCAAUGUGUGUUCCUGCGUAUCAGUAGAGAAUGUGCUCUAUGUCAACUGUGAGAAGGUUUCAGUCUACAGGCCAAACCAGCUGAAACCACCUUGGUCUAAUUUUUAUCACCUCAAUUUCCAAAACAAUUUUUUAAAUAUUCUCUAUCCAAAUACAUUCGUGAAUUUUUCACAUGCAGUUUCUCUGCAUUUGGGAAAUAAUAAGCUGCAGAACAUUGAGGGAGGAGCCUUUCUUGGGCUCAGUGCAUUAAAGCAGUUGCACUUGAACAACAAUGAAUUAAAGAUUCUCCGAGCUGACACUUUCCUUGGCAUAGAGAACUUGGAGUAUCUCCAGGCUGACUACAAUUUAAUCAAGUAUAUUGAACGAGGAGCCUUCAAUAAGCUCCACAAACUGAAAGUUCUCAUUCUUAAUGACAAUCUGAUUUCGUUCCUUCCUGAUAAUAUUUUUCGAUUCGCAUCUUUAACCCAUCUGGAUAUACGAGGAAACAGAAUCCAGAAACUCCCCUAUAUUGGAGUUCUGGAACACAUUGGCCGGGUUGUUGAAUUGCAGCUGGAAGAUAACCCUUGGAACUGUAGCUGUGAUUUGUUGCCUCUAAAGGCUUGGUUGGAGAAUAUGCCAUAUAACAUUUACAUAGGAGAAGCUAUCUGUGAAACUCCCAGUGACUUGUAUGGAAGGCUCUUAAAGGAAACCAACAAGCAAGAAUUAUGCCCCAUGGGCACAGGGAGUGAUUUUGACGUUCGCAUUCUGCCCCCAUCUCAACUGGAAAAUGGCUUCACUACUCCAAAUGGUCACACUACUCAAACAACCUUGCACAGAUUAGUGACCAAACCACCGAAAACAACAAAUCCUUCCAAAAUCUCUGGAAUAGUGGCAGGCAAAGCCCUCUCCAACCGAAAUCUCAGUCAAAUUGUGUCAUACCAAACAAGAGUGCCUCCUCUUACACCUUGCCCGGCACCUUGCUUUUGCAAAACAUAUCCUUCUGAUUUAGGACUGAGUGUGAAUUGCCAGGAGAAAAAUAUACAGUCCAUGUCUGAACUGAUACCAAAACCUUUAAAUGCCAAGAAGUUGCAUGUCAAUGGCAAUAACAUCAAAGAUGUGGACAUUUCAGACUUCACUGAGUUUGAAGGACUGGAUUUGCUCCAUUUAGGCAGCAAUCAAAUCACAGUGAUCAAAGGUGAAGUGUUCCACAAUCUUACCAAUCUGCGCAGGCUUUAUCUCAAUGGCAACCAGAUCGAAAGGCUGUACCCUGAAAUAUUUUCAGGCCUUCACAACCUGCAGUAUCUGUAUUUGGAAUACAAUUUGAUUAAGGAAAUCUUAGCAGGCACUUUUGACUCCAUGCCCAAUUUGCAGCUACUGUACCUAAACAACAAUCUCUUAAAAAGCCUGCCAGUUUACAUUUUCUCUGGAGCACCCCUUGCUAGACUGAACCUGAGGAACAACAAAUUCAUGUACUUACCUGUCAGUGGAGUCCUUGAUCAGUUGCAGUCUCUUACCCAGAUUGAUUUGGAGGGCAACCCUUGGGACUGCACUUGUGACUUGGUAGCAUUAAAGCUGUGGCUAGAGAAGCUAAAUGAUGGGAUUGUUGUGAAAGAACUGAAAUGUGAGACUCCUGUUCAGUUUGCCAACAUUGAACUGAAGUCCCUCAAAAAUGAAAUCUUAUGUCCUAAACUAUUAAACAAGCCAUCUUCACCGUUCACAAGCCCUCCACCUGCAAUUACAUUUACCACUCCAUUGGGUCCCAUCCGAAGUCCUCCAGGGGGUCCAGUGCCUCUGUCUAUUUUAAUCUUAAGCAUAUUGGUGGUCCUCAUUUUAACUGUGUUUGUGGCAUUUUGCCUUCUUGUUUUUGUGCUGAGACGCAACAAGAAACCCACAGUGAAGCACGAAGGUCUGGGGAAUCCUGAGUGUGGCUCCAUGCAGCUGCAACUAAGGAAGCAUGACCACAAAACUAAUAAAAAAGAUGGACAGAGCACAGAAGCAUUCAUUCCACAAACCAUAGAACAGAUGAGCAAGAGUCACACUUGUGGCCUGAAAGAGUCUGAAACUGGGUUCAUGUUUUCAGAUCCUCCAGGACAGAAGGUCAUGAUGAGAAAUGCUGCUGACAAAGACAAAGAUUUACUGCAUGUAGAUACCAGGAAGAGACUGAGCACAAUUGAUGAGCUGGAUGAACUAUUCCCAAGCAGAGAUUCCAAUGUGUUUAUUCAGAAUUUUCUUGAAAGCAAAAAGGAGUAUAACAGCAUUGGUGUCAGUGGCUUUGAGAUUCGCUAUCCAGAAAAACAAGAUAAAAAAAACAAGAAGUCACUGAUAGGUGGUAACCACAGCAAAAUUGUUGUGGAACAAAGGAAGAGUGAGUAUUUUGAACUGAAGGCAAAACUUCAGAGUUCCCCUGACUACCUACAGGUCCUUGAGGAGCAAACAGCUUUGAAUAAGAUAUAGGCCAUGUAAUCUGACUUCAUACUGAGGACAUUAUUUAAUGAUGAAAGUGCCUUUUGUUGACUUCUAAUUUCCAAAUACUAUAUUAUCAUUAGGCAUAGAGACAGGUGUUUCCAAGGGUAUCUGAUUAACUGUAGCUCUAAAGAUGUGUCAAGUAGAAGAGACUUUCUUUAAUAGAUUUUACUACGUAAAACGUAUACUGUGGAGUCCUGUGGGGAUACUGCAAACUCUAUUGCCAAAGGGAUGCUUUAUAAAUGUAAUAUACUGAAUUUAACCUUAAGAGGCAAAUCAGUUUUGUACUCUGAUACAAAACCUUUGUCUCUUUUUGCUUUGUAAAGCAAACUCAAGAAAACUGGUACCAGUGUUUGUACCUCAGCUGGGUCCUUCAUCUUGCACGUAGAUUAAGUUUGGUGAAACUGGAAUAACCCUUCUUGAUUUGUGGCAUUGUAACAACUCUGUGUAAAGAUUACCUGAAAAGUGUACAAAACAAGCAUGCAAAGAGAGAACAUUUGAUAGUAUUUGUAAAUUGGUAAAAUAUAUGGCCUGCAUCUUGAAACUGCUGGAUUUAUAAUGUUAAAUUGUGCAAAUACUUGUUUAAAAUAUAUCAUGCAUUACAUAACUAUAAAAUAAAUUUGAACACUUUAAAUAUUACCUGUCUAUACAUAAAAUCCUAAAGGAGAAAAAAAUCAAUGUGAGUUGCAUAGCAUUUGUGGUGAUCUAGAGAAAAAUAUGAUGUUUAUCAGAAUUAAACAUGGCUCAAAUUAAACUAGAGUUUGUUCUCAGUUAUGUCAAAUACCCACAAUCCUUAAAGGUUGUCCCAAAUUAGCAAAGUGCUUACCGUGUGAGCGCACCCAAAGCUAUUUUUGUAACAUAAUUCAUAUUUAUGAAGUACUUUAUAUACUAAAUAGGAAAACAUGUACUCCUUAAUAUGUAUUUAAUAUGCCCGACUUAUAUUCCUGAUCACAGCAAAUUUAUCAGUAAGUAUAAAUUGCGAUAAGAAAAAAAUAUUAAAAUGAAACUGAAGCUAAUGUGUACAGAAAUAUUUUGGGCUCUCUGAUCAGGUGUAAUUUAAAAGUAGAAAAAAAAUACAAAAAAAUACCCACAAAAUUUAAAAAAAAAAAUCUGUGCUAUUCUUGUGAAUUUAGCAUAUUAUCUUCAGAUUUGUUACCAACUGUGCAUUUUAAAAUUAGCUCCUUAGUUUUAUAGUACUGUGUCUGGGGCAGUUGUUAUUUGCCAUCAGUUGUCUUGCUUUUCAGGAUUCUAUGAGCUUAAUUCAAAUAGUUUUAAUUACAAUAUUUAACAAAAUAAUGACUAAGGUUAAUCUAUCUUGUAUGCAUCAAUAUCCUGUUCUUUCAUCAUUCUGACUACUAUCAGAUAAUCUAGUAGAACUGUAAACAUCACAGCAAAUCUUGGCUAUCAAAGCCACAGUGUAAAAUGCUUGCACUGGACUCGGAUGAAUUCAUGAUCUACAACUACAGCUGAUAUGCCCCUGUGUUUGUGUGUGCUGUUAAGUUCUAGAUCAAAAUUGAUCAAAUGAAUGAAGUAUUUGAUAAUCUGUUGAUAUCUGAAGAUGUUUAAUAUCUCUGAUUAGAAAAUCAAUAUUCUGAAACUCAUUGCCUUUGCCUUCUUGUCCAGUUUUGUGUGCGUGUGCGUGUGUGUGUGUGUGUGUGUUGUGGUGUGAUUAAUUAUUGUAUUAUUCAGUAAGGAAGCCAAGAAAGCAAACAGGUAUUCUUCAUGAAUUUCAAAUAGCAGAUAUUUUGGUGUAGCUUCUAAAAGGAUAUUACAGUUAACGUUGUAACAACAAUCCCUUUAUUAAAUACUAAUUUCAAGAUUUUAUUUGUUGGUUCCAAUUUUUUAAAGAAAAUCUGAUAUUAUUACAAGUGUAUGUAUAUGUGUGUGUGCACGCAUGUGUAUUUGGGUGUAUAUUCAUAUAUAUAUAGUUAAUUUGGAGGAUUUUUUUAGAUAGCAAAUAAAAUCUCCCUAUGUAUGUGCUGGUGCUCUUAAAACUUUAAUGUGUAAUUUUCAGUUUCAUGACAAUCUGUGAAACUUUAUAUAAAUAUAAGUACAUCCAAACAAACAAUGCUUUCUGAUAUUGAAAGAAAAGAAGUGCGUUCAAAUGCUAAUUUUCAUCUGCAGUUUCAUAAGGACAUUUAAUAUGCCAUUACCACGCAUGCAUGCAUCCAUGGAUUAAAGGGCUCCUAAUGCACACUGACAAGGUAAAGAUGCAAAGGCUUCCAACAAAGUGUUUUUGUUUUUCCUGUCAAUAAAGUGUGAAUUCAGAAAUCUUAAAUGGACACUUAUAGGAGGAACCAGUAAACUCCAUGCAUAAUCUGGGACUAAUAGGUUGUUGGGAUCAUGCCUUUUUAUUCAGUGUGAUGAUGCUUGGAAGAUGUUUCAAGGUUUCUGCAGAAUUGUCAGCGGCAAGAGUACCUACCACCAUCUCAAAGCUUGCUGUAGUAUAUCAGCUAUCUCACACUCUACUGCUGAAAGCUAUAAAUGCUCAAAAACUUUUAAGAAAAAAAGAGUAAUUUAACUGUAUGUGCUUAUUUGGAGGUUCUACUUGUAAAUGGAAGUUAAUGAAUUCUUGGUUAAGGCUAAUAUGCUGUCCUUAACUAAAGUCAUUGUGCCUACAUUAUACAGUGUAUGCUAUUUUGCACCUAUCAUUAGUUCUUGUAUCAUUUAUGGUACUGUAGUUAUGUAUAAAUUCUUAGUUGAGUACAAGAGCAGUUUAAAUACUGUAUCUGUGUUUUUUGGCUUCAGCCUAUAUUCUUGAUGUAGUUUAACCCCUUCAGAUAUGAUAUGUACAUGGUAAGACAUUUUUUUAGUAGGCUUUGAUUCAAAUCUUAAAAAGCCAAGAAGUGAUCAUCUCUAAUGUGGUAUAACACAUCAUGGUAUUCUUGGCAUUGUAUUCUUGUGUAUGAACUGUGUUAGAACAGUUGCAGAGAACACUAGAUCUUAUGAAAUUAGUGAAGGGGUGAGAUAAUAUAUUGUGUCCGUGUAAUAUAAAUCAAGUUUUAAAUUAUUUUUUUAUGAAAUCAAUAAAAAUGAUUCAAUUCUUUAAAAGUAAAUCUUUGUGUAAUUUUAUGAGAAAGCAGCUAUUAAAGUACAGUGAUUCAAAUACAUAAGGAAAUUUAUAUCCUAUACUUCGUUUUCCAUUCUAAAUAACACUAUCAACAAAUAUGUUAAUUGAAAAGAUAUUACAGACCAUUACCAUUUGUUGCUUUUCAUAAAUAUUUAGUUUUGUGCUCCAUAAGGAAGCAAAAAUAUUAAAGGAUAUGGCCUCAUGAGUAAUGCCACAGGUAUUUCAGAAAUAUCAAAGUCAAUAUAGAAAUGUAUAGUGAUAUCUAAAAUAUCAUUUGCAAGACUUACAUGGAUCGUUUCUGAAAUGAACACAGUGAAAUUUUCUUUCAUCUUUCAUUUUUUUCUUUAAUUUUUUCUCAUCAUUGCAUCCAAAGAGUUAGGAAGAAAAUAUAUUAAGAAUGUAUUUAUAAUUACUAUUUUGAAAUAAAGUAGAGAGUAUGUAUUAUAUUGUUUUUACCCUGGUUCAAUUAUUUCUAUUUUAGAUUAAUUAAUAAAAGCAGGUGAUGCUAUAAAAUCUAAUGUAAAUCACAGAAAGAACAGUUCUAAUGAAUUUUGUUUGCUUUGAAUUACACCAAGGUAUUAGAAUUUAUUAAAUGUCAUUUUUCUGGAACCAUUAAUAAAAUUGUUUGGUACAAAGUUAUUUCUGAAGCCACUGUUUGUUAAGGAUAUUUAUCUUUUCAUUGUUUUUCAGAAAAAAAUAAAUAAAACAGUCACCAAACUGAUUAUAUAACUCAAAUUUAAGGGUGAUAUAUAUGUGUAUAUAUAUGUGUGUGUGUACAUAUAUAUAGCUUUAUAAUACUGUUUACAAUUAACUUAAUUUUUAAGCCUCUGUUAAAAGAUUUUUUUUCUUUAUAAACGUAGUUUCAAUCUGUAUUCCUUUGUAGUGGCAGUCCCUCAGAGAACAGUUGUCACACAGUGUCAAAAUCAACAUACUCUGAUCCUUUUGUAUUCUCAUCAUUUAGAAUCCAACAUAACUUCAAAUAGGCAAAUAUUAGUAUUCACUCUGAACUAUCAACUCAAAUAUUUUCAUAGAAACUUCAGAACCUCUACAUUCCAUAGCAAGCUUGACUAAUUUCAAGUUGCUUACACACUUAAUGACUAUUUUUAACUUAGCUUCUUUUAAGGUAACCAAAAAUAUCAGUCAAUUUCUUGAUAUAUUUUCUGUGGUUGAAAAAAAAUGAACUAAUUGAAUUAUUGUUAAAUUGAGUGAAGAAAAAAAUAUUGAAAGACUGCAUAUGCCAUAAAGUGAUUUUAAAUCAUGUAUUCUUAAGCUAAUUGAAAAAAGAGUGCACAGAAGUAUAAAAUGAGAUUCCUGUGGCUUUAUAACUAUACAUAAACUGUGCUGGAAGUUGACACAAUAUAGAUGGGAAGCACAAGGUUCUCAACCACUCCAAUUUAUAGACAAGUGACAUCAAGUCAAGAGCCAUACUCAUGUUCAGUGUUCAUUCAAUUAGUUACAGGUCAGAUGAACUGAACUGAACUGUUGGCAGUGUCCCUUACUAGGAAUAGUUUCAAAUUUAACUUACAAUUGCUAUCUCUCAAUUGCAGAUUUCUAGGGGAUCUCCCUUUUGUUAAAUUAAAACCAAAUGGGAGAUUAAAUGAACCCAAAUAACUUAUUUGUGUUUAAAAAAGCUAUGUGUAGUAUAAAUUUUAAUUUAAUUUUAUUAUAUUAUUUUCCUUAUUUUAUUUAGUUUCUAGUGAUUUAUAGAAUAUUAUUGGAGAAGGAAAAAUUAAAGAAAUUGGCUCUAUUAUCUUUUAUAUGAAAUACUAUGGUAUUCUAUAAUUUUGCAAAACUUUUUUUAUUUUGUUGUUCUUAUAUUUACACAGGGGAAAUGCAUUGAAGAUCUGAGGCAAUUGAAUACUUUGGGUUCAGAAAAUAUGACACUGGGAAUAUAAAAGAUCUGAGUUCCACAUUAUUUGGUAAUUACAAGUUACAAUUGCAAUAGAACCCAGAACCAAGAGAUAACAAGUAAAUAUUCCACUAUAGUUUGCUUUUGUAGACAUUGCUUGCACAUAAUCACAAAUUCUAGCCAUUCUAAUAUUAUGAUAUAAUGGAAAAUUAAUUUAAAAUUUAUGAAUAAAGUUCUUAGAGAGAUAAUGGGAGUAUGUAAUGAAUAAAUACCUGCCUUUACUUUUAAAUUGGCUAUAGAGAUUUAAGGAAGUCUUUUAGAGUACCUGAACAAUGUAUUUCUCUCAGGAACUCACAAACAAAAAUGCUGUUGGUAAACAUCUAAGGAACCCAUGUUGUGCAAUUGAUAUUAAUUAUGGAAACAUUUAAGAAUUGCAUUAAGCAUUUUCCUCCUUACUAAGAAAUUACAAUGUAUAUUGACACCAUUGUUUUAUGUGAACUGAAUUAUUGUGCUAAAAUUCUGGAGUUGUUAUGGAGUAACUUUAAUGCUGUUUUCAAGAAUAAAAGU
Alexandromys fortis (reed vole) is the source of this 8377-nucleotide messenger RNA. It is a transcript of the gene Slitrk4, whose product is annotated as SLIT and NTRK like family member 4. The transcript has 3 exons. Gene Ontology annotation, biological process: axonogenesis; positive regulation of synapse assembly; regulation of presynapse assembly. Gene Ontology annotation, cellular component: glutamatergic synapse; membrane. The coding region runs from base 372 to 2882 and encodes 836 amino acids. The record is from RefSeq and is a predicted model, not a curated record. Lineage: Eukaryota; Metazoa; Chordata; Mammalia; Rodentia; Cricetidae. Gene Ontology annotation, molecular function: protein binding.